Messenger RNA from Puccinia graminis f. sp. tritici CRL 75-36-700-3, 1586 nucleotides. RefSeq lists its product as uncharacterized. The transcript has 6 exons. Gene Ontology annotation, biological process: regulation of transcription by RNA polymerase II. NCBI's taxonomy places the organism in Eukaryota, Fungi, Basidiomycota, Pucciniomycetes, Pucciniales, Pucciniaceae. Bases 235 to 1362 code for a protein of 375 amino acids. Gene Ontology annotation, molecular function: transcription coregulator activity. The record is from RefSeq and is a predicted model, not a curated record. Gene Ontology annotation, cellular component: core mediator complex; mediator complex.
AAAAAAAAAAAAAAAAAAAAAAAAACUGAAAACGACUCAACAACAACCAACAACCUGCAACCUGCAACUCGAAAAGAGGAAAACCCCAAAGAGAACAACAACAACCCACAGUGUACAAACGCAAACCGACCCACACACAGCAGCAUAACGAAAACAAAACCAACUAGAACGACUGCAGGAGGAAGAAGACAGGAAGAGAGAAAGGCACACACACUCUAACAACCUCAAACAACCAUGCAGAACCUUCAACCAAACUCAUCCGCACUACACACUCAAGACCACUAUCAUCAUCAUCAGAAGCAGCAGCAGCAACAGCAUCCAUCUCAAGAGACCACUUCAACACCACAAGCUGGCACGAGCUCAACUUCAAAUCGACAACUCCAUCCCAACCCCAAAACACUCUACUUCCCAGUCAUCGAUCAAGGUCAUCUACCAGCCGCACCGAUCAGCGGCUCUCACGACCUACUCUCACUCUUCAAUGUCUCCUCAAUGUACGACUGGUUUGUUAAACCCUACCUCAAACCACUCGACCAGACCAACAAACUCGGCCCAACCAAUAACCAUCACCAUCAUCACUUCCCUAACACGAAUGGUGACCUCAAAGGCAAAGGUAAAGCUGAUAUCGACCUCACUGGUCUAUCACCAGCGCAAUUGGAAAACUUGGGUCAAAAGCGAAUCAAGAUGGAGAAGUCGUAUGGACAUUUUGUAGCUGAUGUCGGAGGUCGCAAUUCGAUCAAGAAGGAUCACCAACUCGAGACUUGGAUUAGCGACCCCAAUUUCCAGGAAGCCAGCGUCCCAAACUUCUUGAAACCAUUCUCAAACGAAGCCUUAUCUCAAGCGUUUACCCUUCAACCUGGAAUCUUGCCCGGCUUUGAUAGUUCGGUGUGGGUUGCUGAGGAAGGCGGGCCCAAGAAAAAGCGAAAGAAACGGAAACAAGGAGAGAUGUUAGCUGGCAGCAACUCGACUCUAGCGGCUGCACACCUGCAACAACCGCACCAGAGUCCGACUCAACAAACGACGAUGACGACAACAACAACGACGACGACGACAAGCGGAACGCCGACGCAGUAUGCAGUGUCUUCGACCACGCAGGCCCAGCCCACAAGGCCGCUCCGAGCAAGCAUGGUCGACCCGUCCAGCCAUCUCAACUCGCAUCCUCACUCUUCUCAUCAUCCUGCCGCUCAAGCCUCUCAUCUCCAUCUCCAUCAGAAUCAGCAACAGCAACACAACUCCCCAGGAAUGUUCUGUAGAGAGGAUGACUAUCGUAAGAAGAAACGGGUCAAAAUCGGAAACCCUGCCGCCGGUAAAACUUCCGGCUCCGGAUCUUCUGGCCCCAACCAUCAAGUCGCUCUCCAAUCUUGAUCCUUCCAUUCCACCUUCACACAUAUAUACAUACAUACAUACACCACUCUUCUUACAUAUACAUUGAACAUUAUUAUUAUUAUUAUCAAUUUUCUUUUUUGACUUCGUUUGUACUGCUCGUUUCUUUCUUCCCUUCCCUGUUCACACCUUUCUUUAUACAUAUACAACAAAAAAAAUCCUUAUUUCAUUAUACAUACAAAUGAAUAUAUCUAUUUCUAUAUAUA